AUGUCCGUGUCCUCCAACAGGCGGUGGUGCCCGACCUCCGAGCAGGUUAUGAUACUCGAGGAGCUUUUCCGGCGGGGACUGAGGACCCCCACGGCAGCGCAGAUACAGAGGAUCACAGCCCACCUCUCGGUCUACGGCCGUAUUCAGGGAAAGAACGUCUUCUACUGGUUCCAGAACCACAAGGCCCGUGACCGCCAAAAGCUGCGCAAGAGGCUCGCCGCUAACCCACACCUCUACGCAUGCGCCGUACCUACACAAUAUCCCACCUUCUCCACCUGCUACUAUUACUACUACUUCCAAUCUCCACAAUCAUUAUACCUCCCACCUUCUCCGCCUCAGGGUGAGCAAGAGGCCCCCGGUGGGUUGGCGAUGCAGAGUAACAAGACAGAUCAUCUUCAUAAAGAUUCGACGCUCGGAUCGUGCGGUCAGGAUUUCAGCACGAUGACGGAGGUGGGGCCCAGCACGGCGUGGUGCACCACGGGGAGCGAGCCCCUCCAAACCUUACAACUCUUUCCCCUCCGAUCCCCCGCGGCCUCGGACAAUCCAAACUCCACGCCUAGAAAGGCAUGA
This is a messenger RNA of Striga hermonthica, 570 nucleotides long. Lineage: Eukaryota; Viridiplantae; Streptophyta; Magnoliopsida; Lamiales; Orobanchaceae. The record is from the annotation of a GenBank genome assembly.